CUCUGACCGCCUCCUUCCUGUGGUUUCUCCUCCUCUUUCCUCGCUGCUCCUCCGUCACGUCUCUCCUCCGCCGGGAAGUGGAGCGGCGUCCGCGGGAGAAGCGUCUCCAGCUCGUGAGGGUGAAGUCUUCGGCGGGAACAGCCGCGCGCGCGCCGGGGACAGCUGACCUGAAGCGGAAGGGUCACCCUCCAGUUCGACCUCCGCUGGAUCCGGGAUUUAACGAGCCUUUCGGGUCAUCAGACACCUGACAGGUGCUCGCACCCGCGGGAGCGCGCGCGCCACCGAAACUCAGCGCUUUGCUGCAGCGACGCUCAGGUGAAACACCUGAGGAAUCCGCCUCCACCUGCGGCACGUGAGGCGACGGAGGUCCCGCAGGAUUCGGGUCAGAGGUUCGGUUCUGCACCAGGUGUGGUGCCAAGCUCUGUGCGGCGUCUGUGUCCUCCGGCCUGCGAUGGCAUAACACCCCCACCCCCAGAGCUCCGCCCCCUAACCUUCCCUCGACAGGAACGCGAGGUUUGAAGCUCCUCCCAUUUCCUCAGAGCUCGCCGUCUUCUCGCCCUCAUGGAUAACCCCGACAGCCGCUUCAAGCCCCCCCUCGAGGACCCCCAGUCUCUGGGUCUGGCCGAGACCAUCAACUUUGAAGAUUCUCACUAUGUGAUGCUGAAACAAGACCUGGAGUCCGACGCCCAGAACCUGGAGUCCGAGUCCUGGAGCCUGACGGCGGACCAGAACCUCCUGAAGAGUCUGAGCAAAGACGCCGUGAAGAGACAGGACGUCAUCUAUGAGUUGAUCUACACGGAGUUGAACCUGGUCCGCACGCUGAAAAUCCUCUUCCACGUCUACAUGUUCGAGCUGAAGCGGACUCUGCAGAUGGAUGAGUUGAAGCUGGAGCGCCUCUUCCCCACCGUGCAGCAUCUGCUCAGCCUCCACCAGCACUUCCUGGCGGCGCUGAAGGAGCUCCAGAGCCGCAGCCUGCAGGAGGGCCUGCCGCUGUACAGCGCCGCGCAGCUGGGGAGCGUCCUCAUCUCCCAGUUUUCAGGUCUGAUGGGGACUCAGCUGAUCCAGAGCUACAGUCUGUUCUGCAGCCUUCAGCCUGAAGCUCUCAGCUUCUACAAGGAGCAGAUGCAGGUCAACAGGAAGCUGCAGAUCCUCGUCAAAAGGAUCGACCAGAUGCCCCUGGUGCAGCGGCUGGGCAUCCCCGAUCGUUUUCUGCUGGUGGCCCAGCGCAUCACCAAGUACCCCGUCCUGGUGGAACGGAUCCUCCAGAACACCGAAGUGAAGACAGAGGAGCACAGGAGUCUGGAGAAAGCUCUGGCUCUGAUCAGAGACGCCAUCGCCCAGGUAGACAUGAACGUCUGCGACUACAAGAAGGUGGUUCGUCUGCGGGAGAUCGGCCACCGUCUGGAGGGCCGCCCUCUGAGCCGGCCCAAAGAGCCCUGUGUGUUCCGCAGGGAGGAGCUGAUCCAGGGCGGCUGCUCGCUGCUGCACGAGGGCACGGUCACCUGGAGGACGUCCGGGAAACAGAAAGAAGUCCUGGCCGUGCUGCUGUCGGACAUGCUGCUCCUCCUCCAGGAGAAGGAGCAGAAGCUGGUGUUCGCCUCCAUGGAGAACCGAGUGCAGGUGAUUCCUCUGCAGAGGCUGAUCGUCAGGGAGGUGGCCAUGGAGGAGAAGGCCAUGUACCUGAUCUACAUGAGCACCGGCGCCCUGCCGGAGAUGUACGAGCUCCACUGCAGCUCCAAAGACGACUGCCUGCAGUGGAUGGCGGUCAUCCGACGCGCUGUGGACAGUCAGGAGGAGGAGGAGCACUACAAGGAGCAGGUCAGGAGGCUGCAGCAGUUUCAAGAUUUCCUUCAGAGCAUGGACGACCAGAUCCAGGAAUGUCUGAGCAGGAAGCUGAAGGCCUCUGCUGGGCUCUACGAGAACCUGACGGGCCAGAAACCCCCCCACACGUCCCUGCUUCUGCACGGCGACUCCAGGGAGACCCUGCAGGGGGCGGGGCUUCUUCACGGCGCCAUUGAUGAAGUGGAGAACCUGCAGAACCUGCUCCUCAUGCAGCUGACGGACCCGACCGUCCCUGCAGGGGCGGGGCUUCCGCGGAGCUCCAAGCCGCUGCUGGGUGAAGACACCAUGGAUCAGGCGGAGCCUCUUGAGGACCGCCCCCUGAACCCGGAGGAGGAGCCGCCCCCUGCAGACGGACCUGAAGUUCUGGAGAAUUCUGUAGCAUCUGCAGCUCUGGAUCCGUUUGUGAAACCUCACGACCAGACGGAGGUGGACGCUCCUCCACAGCGACAAAGCAGCUUCAACUCCAUCUUUACCUCCGGGACAGCAGUGAGCGACAGCGUGAUGAAGCUGGUGAAGAUGCUCUACAGCCUGAAGGCGGUCGUCGCCCAGCAGGACAGCAGGAUCGAGCUGCAUCAGGCCGUCCAGCUGAAGCAUCCCCGUCACCAUGGCAACCUGCUCCUGGAGCAGGAGCGGCAGAGGAACGCCGAGAAGCAGAAGGAGGAACUGGCCCAGCUGCACAAGCUGCUGGCGCAGCAGCGGGAGGAGCAGCAGCGAUGGGAGAAGGAGCGCGAGCGGCAGAUGAAGCGGGUGGAGGUCCUGGAGGCGCAGCUGCAGCAGCGAGAGGAGGAGUGCAAACGCCGCGAGGAGAAGCUGAGCGUGGAGAAGGACGACCUGGAGAGGCAGAAGGACGACUACCAGGUGGACCUGGAGCGGCUGAGGAACACCACGCAGUCUCUGGAGCGGGACAAACGGCAGCUGAGGCAGGAGAAGGAGCGCCUGGAGAAACUCAGACAGAAGCUCUUGAGGGGAAACCACAAUUAUGAGGAUCCGUCUGCGGGGAGGAACCCGGCCCCCGCCCCCCAGUCGUCCUCUCUCUCCUCUCAUCCGGCGCUGAACGGAGGCGGGACUGUCAAGAAGAACCUGAAGCCCUCAGACCCGACGCCCCGGCCUGAAGACACGCCCCCGAAGGUUCCUCAGCGCAGCGUGAGCAUGCGCAGCCGCACUUCCAAGCACCCUCAGAGCAAGACCGCCGCCGUCCCGGCUCAGAGCGCCGCAGCGGUCCAGCAGAAGAUCCCGACCAAGCUGGCGUCCAAAGGGAAGGAGAAGAGCUUUAAGGGGAAGAGGACCCACCAGAGAGCCCAGAGCGCAUGUCCAGCUACGAUCGAGUUCAACGAGGUUCUUCCCAUCCGAACCACGGGGAAGGAGGGAGGCAGCCUGAGAGCCGAGAGGAACAGCAGUCCGCAGAGGAUCCUCAACCCAGACUUCUUCACGCCGCCUCAGAACAGAAAGCUCACCAGCCUGGACGCCCCUCCGCCUGUGCCCCCUCCCUUCCCCAAAGAGAUCCUCGACAGAGGAGGAGCAGAGAAGCUGCAAACGGCUCUCUGAGCUGAGCUGAGGCGGACGGACAGAUGGACAUUUAUGUGGGAGGACGGCACGCCGCUUUUGUACUAUUUAAAAGAAGAGUUUUUUUAUUCCAGACUUUUUGUAAAUAAUUUUAUUUUGAAAGUGUGUUUUUGUAACCUCGGUUUUAACGUCAUGAGGACUCUGGACGAAGGAACGACACUCAGGUUUAUUUCAGAAUCAGUCUUUGUGGCUCUUUUGUAGAAAAACAGAAAAUCUGUGCAGAAGUUUCAGUUUGAGGAAACGUUUUUAUGAAAAGAUUUCAUGUAAAGUAUCGACCCGACAGCAUUAAAAGAUGCUCCAACCUC
Molecule: messenger RNA, 3710 nt
Organism: Oryzias melastigma (Indian medaka)
Lineage: Eukaryota; Metazoa; Chordata; Actinopteri; Beloniformes; Adrianichthyidae
Gene: arhgef18a
Product: rho/rac guanine nucleotide exchange factor (GEF) 18a
Exons: 19
Coding region: 562-3387 (941 amino acids)
Biological process (GO): regulation of Rho protein signal transduction
Cellular component (GO): plasma membrane
Molecular function (GO): guanyl-nucleotide exchange factor activity
Source: RefSeq, a predicted model, not a curated record